AUGAGGUAUUCGGGUCUGCAGAGAGAGGUGUUAUCUCUUUAUCGGAAAUGCCUACGGGAAAGCAGGAAGAAAGAUGUUAUUGCGAGACCGCAUUUCAAGUCCUUUGCAAGGACGGAAUUCGAAAAAGGCAUUGGCCUUGACAAGAAAGACUUUGCUGCGAUAGAAUUCCUGCUACGAAAAGGGCAAAGGCAGCUCGAAAUGUACUCGUCCCCCGGGAUCAAGGAUAUACGAUGA
Messenger RNA from Hyaloscypha bicolor E, 234 nucleotides. RefSeq lists its product as uncharacterized. The transcript has 3 exons. The coding region runs from base 1 to 234 and encodes 77 amino acids. NCBI's taxonomy places the organism in Eukaryota, Fungi, Ascomycota, Leotiomycetes, Helotiales, Hyaloscyphaceae. Gene Ontology annotation, biological process: mitochondrial respiratory chain complex II assembly. Gene Ontology annotation, cellular component: mitochondrion. The record is from RefSeq and is a predicted model, not a curated record.